Molecule: messenger RNA, 1284 nt
Organism: Galendromus occidentalis (western predatory mite)
Lineage: Eukaryota; Metazoa; Arthropoda; Arachnida; Mesostigmata; Phytoseiidae
Product: putative leucine-rich repeat-containing protein DDB_G0290503
Exons: 6
Coding region: 1-1284 (427 amino acids)
Source: RefSeq, a predicted model, not a curated record
AUGGGUGCGAAUGGUUCGACGCCGCGGCUGAAGCGCAAGAAUUCACCUGGUGAUGUGUCUGACAGUGGAUCGCGGAAGAGCAGGAGUUCCGACGGUUCUUUCAAGACUCCUCCUACUCUCCUGAAGGAGAGUGGCAAUGAGAGCACAAAGGAUCCUCCGAACGAGAGAGGCAAGACGAAGGACCGGGUCGGGAAACCUGACAGGAGCGCUAAGGACAAUAUGAAGGACGAAAAGAGCAUGAUCAAGAGUAAUCCGAAACAGGAUGCCAAGAAAACCUUUCCCUCAAGGGAGCGACGAAACAUGUUCGGCAGGAAACAGACGUCCGCGCCCAUGGCCAAUAUCGAUUCCGACUCGGAAGAAGGCGCACCGCCUAAUCCAGAGUCUGCGGAUGAGAUCGAGUUCCAUACUCCACCACCCAUCAGGAAGGCAAUCAAUACCUACAAAGAGAUCAAACAGAUCAAUAAAGGUCUGACGGUGCUGAACGACGUGAAUCGAGAUACGAAAGAGUUCAAAAUGUACAACGACUCGAAGGACUUCAAUGCGCCGACCGUCUUGCAAAAUGAGAAAACUCUCAGCCUGGACAACAAUCUCACCCGGCUAGCCCGAGACAAGAUCAGCAUGUUGGAAGCGACGAAGACCGAACAAGAAAUAGUCAUCAAUAAACUGCAGACCGAAGUGGUCAAACUGAAGGAGAAAGUUCGACAUCUUUGUAAGCUUCGACAAGACUUGCUGGAGCAACGAAGUCAGGUUGAAGACCGUAUGCGCUCUGUACAAAGGGAGCGUGAGCACGAGAUCAAUCAACGUGACAGCAAAAUUCGAGAGCUUGAAGAUGAGCUCGAGCAGUACGAGUGCAAGAUGGAAUAUUUGGAACAUACGCAGGUCCAUCUACAGCGAAGUCUCCUUGCUUCGGAGAACAAGACCCCCAAAUUAUUGGAAGAGCUCCAGAAAAUCAGUCAAGAUUUGGCAGAAUGUCGCGAUGAGCUCAAAGAGAAAAACCAUCGGAUACACGAGCUCGCGAGCUCGGUCAUGACCAAAGAAGCGAUGAUCGAACGCCUCCAGGCCGAUUUGAAAGCGUUCAAGAAAGAAGCCGCCGCUGAGAUGGAAAAGCGUUUCCUCACUUACACCGAGGAGAAAGAACGUUUGAUGAGUCAGCUCCAAGAAGAAACUGAGGAAUACGUCAAAGCCGCCUUCGCCGAAAAAGACUGUCAACUGAAAGAACUCAAUGAAGAGUGGCAGAAUCGCUAUGACCAACUCAACGAUGAGAUUCUCACGAAGCUCAACUGA